AUGUCAGAAUUUAAACUAUCCGGCGUUCUAGCAUUCCUAUCGGCAAAAGAUAUCCCUGGAUCAAAUAACUUUGUGCCUCUCAAUAUUGAAGGUGCGUUGGUUCCCGAAGAAAUUCUCUGUGAACGAAAUGUUAAGUAUUACAAUCAACCAAUAGGAAUCAUCGUAGCUGAAACAGAGAAGAUAGCUAACAGAGCUGCUUUGUUGGUCAAAGCAAAGUACAAGAACGUAAAAAAACAACCAGUUUUUACAAUAAGGGAAGUAUUAGACAGAGAGCCUGAACGGGUAACAGUUUUUAUAGUCUACCCUGCUAGGGACAGAGGAUUGAAUGUGCAAAGGAUUAUGAAAGGAUCCAAUGAUAUAUUCGAUCAAUAUCAUUACCACAUGGAGACGCAGUCGUGUGUCACCAAGCCCAGUGAGGACGGCAUUGAUGUGGUCGCUGCAACACAAUGGCCUGAUCAGGUACACGUCGCAAUAUCACAGGUGUUGAAUAUCGAACAAAGCAGAAUUAAUCUGACAGUACCACGUCUGGGCGGUGCGUACGGUGCUAAAUUGUCUCGCAACUGUCUUAUCGCCUGCGCGUGCGCUCUCACCACAUACUUGACCAACCGACCUUGCCGCUUCAUAAUGUCUAUGCAGGCCAAUACAAGAAUUAUUGGUAAACGGAAUCCUUGUAUGGUGGAUUAUGAGGUUGGUGUAAGUGAUACUGGGGAAGUACAGUAUUUGGAAUAUCACUUGUACUCAGACAAUGGUUGCAUUGUUGGUGACCCUAUCCUGUUAUUUGGUAUCUCAGCGGUAAAGAAUUGCUAUGACAACAGAAGAUGGUCUUAUAAGUUAUUCAACGUCACUACUGAUACCGCUUCUAAUACGUAUGCCAGAUCUCCAGGUGAACUUGAAGCAAUAGCCAUGACGGAGCAUAUAAUGGAACGUAUAUCUUACGAACUGGAUAGAGAUCCUUUAGAAGUGCGUUUGAAGAAUUUGAAUCCACAAUAUUCAGAUCUAGCUGAAAUUGUUGCGAUGUUAGUUGAAGAAAGUGAAUAUAAUAAACGGAAAGAAGAAGUAAAUGCUUUUAACAAAUUGAAUCGUUGGAAGAAACGAGGACUUCGUGUUGCUAUGAUGAGUUGGCCUGCUUCAACUGUGAUGGACUUUCAUGUUCAACUAACAGUGUACCACGGUGACGGUUCUGUAGUUAUAAGACAUGGGGGUAUAGAUAUGGGUCAGGGUAUUAACACGAAAGUAGCUCAAACAGUAGCUUACGUACUACAAAUACCUUUACAUAAAGUUAAGAUUAAACCAACAGAAGUUUCUGCAACUCCUAAUACCAUUAUCACUGGUGGAAGUCGAACAACACACGCUGUUUGCUUUGGUGUUACCAAAUGUUGCCAACUUCUUCUAGACAGAUUAUCUACAGUCAGGGAGACAUUGAAUGAUCCUACUUGGGAAUUACUAAUACAAACUGCAUACUUACGUGGUAUAAAUCUACAAACAAGUUACAGAGUUACCCCCAAUGAUGAAGAAAUUUUUAGAGUGCCAGGGGCAGUCGUAGUAGAAGUGGAACUUGAUAUAUUAACAGGAGAACAUGAUAUUUCAAGAGUAGAUAUCUUGCAAGAUGCUGGAUUUAGUAUAAAUCCAGAAAUAGAUAUUGGACAGAUCGAGGGAGCAUUUAUGAUGGCGACUGGAUACUGGACAUGUGAGCAUUUGAUUUACGACAAAAAGACCGGAGAGCUGCUCACUGAUCGCGCGUGGAACUACCACGUGCCUCUCGCUAAAGACAUACCCAUUGACUUCAGAGUCAAACUCCGCCCAAAUUCAUUUAAUCCCGUUGGUGUUCUGGGAGCUAGAACAACAACAGAGCCGCCGAUGUGUCUAGCGGUGAGCGUGGCGUUUGCUUUGAGAGCUGCUAUAGUUUCAUCGCGAGAAGAAACCGGAUAUCCUAGGACUGAAUGGUUUCACCUUGAUGGACCAUUUACUCUGGAAAAAAAUGUUUUGAAAGCUGAUGUUAAUUUGAAAGAAUUUUGCGGGUGUCGAUGA
Papilio machaon (common yellow swallowtail) is the source of this 2028-nucleotide messenger RNA. RefSeq names its product xanthine dehydrogenase/oxidase. The transcript has 9 exons. Bases 1 to 2028 code for a protein of 675 amino acids. NCBI's taxonomy places the organism in Eukaryota, Metazoa, Arthropoda, Insecta, Lepidoptera, Papilionidae. Gene Ontology annotation, molecular function: iron ion binding; oxidoreductase activity. The record is from RefSeq and is a predicted model, not a curated record.